CAUCAAAAGGGAAUUCCUUACUAUCUCUGACCUUGGGAGUUAGUUAAGCAUCUUUAGAAACUAGAAAGUGUUGAUUGAAAGGCCACUAAUUUGCCUACAUCAAACAACGAGGCUGAGAAUGUUUGCAUGCUGACCACUCAACUACCUAUCAACCAAAUGAACUGCUAAGAGGUGCAAUCAAAUGGUUGAUACUCUAGUAUUCAGCAGUCCGGUAAGAGAGGGAGAGAGAUAGAAAGAAUGCGGCAUCGAAACAGCUUCUCUGGACACUUCCUAAGGUUCUGAAAAACAAAACGAAAACGUAUAUCCAAUAGAAGAAGUUAAAUACCAACCUUGAAACAACAGAGCCAAACACCUCCUCAAUAUUCAGAACGGUCGCUACAAAUCUUACACAUCUGGCUCGUCUGGCUGUCUCAGUUUUGAGAGUAAGUGGGUCGAAAUCUGCAAGUAAGGUGCUGACAGGGAGAAGCUGCCCGUGUCCCUUGCCUGAAUGAUUGAACUCUUUAGAAUGGGGUAACCGAACGCGUCCAUCAUGUAUGAAGAAACACCGGCAAAUUCGAGGAUUACAGGUGCUUACUCCACAUCUAAUUUUCGAGGAAGUUUUUUUCUACUCUUGUAGGUGCACAUGGUCGCAUUGUAUUUUUUCUCCACCACCUGCCUCUGUUCUGGCAAGACGCGCAAACAGUACCCCAAGCUUCUCACAUGGGACAAAGUCUGGUCUGCGAAAGCUAAUCAUGUCUGUGGGUCCACGUCUGGAACGCAUGAAUACAACCUCGAACUAAAAGCUAGUUACCAAGAAUCACAAAGGACGCCCCUAGGUUGUUAUCCACUUCCGACUUGAAUAUCAACAGGAUGACGUGGUUUGAAAGGUCUCCGCUGGACCGUCACAUUCUCAGCAAGUCGUUGGAAAGGGAAUGUUUGUGGUGAAGGGAGAGGAAUGGGAGAUGCAACGACGUAUGCUCAAACCCUGCUUUUCUAAUGAAUCGCUCAAGCCCAUGGUGGAACUCAUGGUAAAAAGUGCAGCGCAAGAAAUGCUGAACUGGGAGGAAAUGGCAGCACAAGCUGGAGGAAGAGUGAAACAUGAUGUACAGCUUUUAAUAAGUGCUUUGAUAAAGAGAGACAAAUCAUGGGGCAUCUCUUUGCAGCCAUUGGCAACCCUUCUUUCUGGAUCCCAAGUGCUUUUGCCAACAAAACAGGCGACAGCGAUUGCUCAACUCAACGGCAGAACCGAAAAACUAAUCAUGGAGUUGGUCAAGGAUCGGAUGGAUGCAGUACAGAAAGUAGAAAGAGAAUCUUACGGCGACGAUAUUCUUGGUCGUAUGCUGACAGCAACUGAUAGAUUUGAUGGAAGCUUCCACAAAUUUAGCCUCGACGCUGUUAUAGACAACUGCAAGAAGUUUUUCUUCGCUGGCACUGACUCAGGAGCAAAUUUAACCACCUUCCCGUUGUUGAUCCUAGCAAAUUAUCCAGAAUGGCAGGACAAAGACCCUUGUGAGAUGAACGACAUCUCUAGGCUCAAAAUUGCGAGGAUGAUAUCUCAAGAAAUAGCGCGAAUUUUUGCAGUGUCACCGUCAAUAGCUAGAUUAGCCGUUAAGGAUUGCGAAUUAGGCGACCUGUUAAUUCCCAAGGGUUUAGUCAUCGAAAUCGCGACUUUGGCAAUGCACCGUGACCCAGAGCUUUGGGGAAAGGAUGUAGCCGAGUUCAGACCUGAGAGAUUUGCUAAUGGAGCAUCGGCAGCUUGCACUCAUCAUCAAGCAUUCCUUCCCUUCGGAGCUGGACCCCGAAGUUGCAUUGCUGAAAAAAUUUCAUGGCUGGAGGUGAAGGUUGUGCUGUGCAUGAUACUUCGACGUUUUCGAAUCCUACCAUCUCCGAAAUACAAACAUCAUCCUCAUUUUGCCAUAGUGAACAAGCCCAAGUACGGAUUGCCACUCAUUUUGGAGCUCCUGUCGCAAAGCCGGUCUGAUUCCAUAAUGGCGGAGAUCUAG
Messenger RNA from Physcomitrium patens, 1982 nucleotides. NCBI's taxonomy places the organism in Eukaryota, Viridiplantae, Streptophyta, Bryopsida, Funariales, Funariaceae. The record is from RefSeq and is a predicted model, not a curated record.